AUAUCAUUUUAAGCCGCAGUCACAGCUUAGAUGAAUAUAUGUCCGAUAAUGGAUUCAUGGCGAAUGGUGUAUUACUAGUCGAUAACUGCUAGCUUCAGCAGCUUACAGUAGCUGUUGCUGUGGGACUAGACCGCCGUGCACCCUAACUCUACAGUACUAAACUAACUAAUAUAGUGUACAAGCAUAACUGAGCAGCGUGUAGCAACAGACCUGUCUUAACUGUAACUGUAUUGUUACUGGUAGCAGUUGCUAAGCACCCUACCUGCUUGGGCUAAUGCUAGCUAGGUGUGCCAUAUGGUGAAGCUGAGUCAGAGGUGAGUGGCUGGACGAUAUGAAGUGAAGGAACCUGAAAUGGCUAAAAUCAACCUUCAGUUUGACCUGCUGUGAUAAAGAAGCAAACAAGCCAGAAAUGGAGGACACCUCCCAGAAACCUGCAACAACAGAGCCGAGUCCUAAGCACAGUCCAGCACCUAGUCCGGCACCCAGUCCUGUUCCCAGCCCAAUGUUGGAGAGAAUCGCUCUUCCUACCACGAAUCAUGUUGAGCAUCUAAACAUGAACCAGAUCCAGAUGGUGGUACGGCGCUGCUCAACUCCAAACGUGACAGAGGAGACCACCUAUUUUAUUCCUCGCAACCCUGUGGUGGAUGCUUGCACCAACACUGACCCACCAGUGGUCUGCUGUCCGCUGCUGCACAGGUUUUGCCCUUGUCCGCCACGAGGCCUCCUUGCCUCUCUUAUUACCAAAGUUCUUUUGGCAGCUGUGCUCUUUGGCGUUGUUUGGUCCAUCACAGAAGACGAAUGUCUUCCUGGAGGAAACCUGUUUGGCAUCACCAUACUCUUCAUCUGUGCGCUCAUCGGUGGCAAAGUAGUCGCCCUCAUCCGGCUGCCUAAACUUCCACCAUUUCCACCACUCCUUGGUAUGCUGCUGAUGGGCUUCCUGCUGAGAAACAUCCCAGUUGUAACAGAUGGGGUAUACAUUAACUUCAGAUGGUCAUCGUCUCUGAGAAACAUUGCUCUCGCCGUCAUCCUGGCCAGAGCUGGCCUGGGGUUGGAUCCCAAGGCUCUGAGGAAGCUCAAAUCUGUCUGUGUACGUGUAGCAGCUGGGCCCUGCUUGCUCGAGGCCUGCACCGUAGCACUCAUCUCUCAUUUCCUCAUGGGUUUGCCCUGGGUGUGGAGCUUCAUUCUUGGCUUUGUUCUGGGUGCCGUGACUCCAGCCGUGGUGGUACCCUCGAUGCUCCUGCUGCAGAAGGACGGAUACGGUGUGGAACAGGGCAUUCCCACCCUGCUGAUGGCGGCUGGGAGCUUUGACGACAUUCUUGCCAUUACAGGGUUCACCACAUGCUUGGGCAUGGCCUUCGCCACAGGAUCCACUUGGUAUAACCUCCUGCGAGGUGUCCUGGAGGUUGUAGGAGGGAUGGUUGCUGGGAUCCUUCUUGGCUUUCUCAUUCAGUACUUUCCAAGUGUUGACCAGAAGCACCUGGUGAUGAAGCGUUCCUUCUUGGUGCUGGGUCUGUCUGUCUUUGCUGUGUUUGGCAGUGGUGUGGCAGGCUUUCCAGGCUCUGGGGGCCUUUGCACCCUGGUGUUGGCAUUCCUGGCUGGCCUUGGCUGGGGACCAGAAAAGGUACGUGUGGAGGAGGUGGUUGGGUGGGCGUGGGACGUGUUUCAGCCGCUGCUAUUUGGACUGAUAGGAGCUGAGAUUCGAGUCUCUGAGCUGGAGGGACUUGCAGUUGGUCUGGGUAUAGCCACCUUGCUCAUUGCUUUGGUGGUUAGAGUACUCUUCACCUUUGUGUGUGUGUUACGUGCGGGCUUCAACUUAAAGGAAAAAGUGUUCAUAGCUCUCGCAUGGAUGCCCAAAGCAACAGUGCAGGCAGCAAUAGGCUCCACGGCUUUAGACAUGGCCAGAACAAAAGAUGACAAGCAGCUGCAGAAGUAUGGCAUGGAUGUGCUCACUGUGGCCGUGCUCUCCAUCCUUCUCACGGCCCCGGUAGGGGCUCUGAUUAUCGGGCUCUGCGGGCCUCGCCUGCUGCAAAAACCAAAGGCCUUAGCCUGUGGUGAGCGAGUCAAACCCAAUUUAUCAGCAUUUUUUUUAGGCACUACAGCAGGAAGUGAAGAUGACACUGAAACUCCCGUCACCUUCGAGAGUACGCUCUGACGUCUUGAUCUAAUGAAGAGGACUCGAACCUCAGUUGUUUCAGCUGUUCAUCAGCCACUGAGUGGCUUCCUUGCUGCUCAACUCCUGAUGUUGGAAUCAGUCUGUAUUUAUAGCAGCAGGUGGUUUCCAGGCGCCGGGCUCCACAUUUCCCAUGCCCUCUGUGUGCACUGUCAUGCUGUAUGAACUUUAUACCAGAGCUAGUUCUGUGUCAAGCUUGAACCAGACAUUUAUUUAAAUAUUUAGUAUUAGCAACCAAACGGUUUACAUUUUUAUAAUGGGGGAAAUAUUUUCUGUCAUAUUCAAAGUAUUAAUUGAUUUUUAUUUAUUUUUUUGUUAUCAAUUUCCAGUUGAGUACUUAGACUGAAUAGGUAGUGCUUAAAAUGUUCUUGUGGGGGUGUAUGUGAUUGAAUGUAUUGUUAGAGGAAGUGUUUUGAAUAGCCAUCCAGAAAGGUUUUUUUUGUAGUUCUUACUCAUUUUAAUGCUAUAUAACUUUGUUGUUUUUGUAUAAUGUUUAUGCCAUUAGCUGUGUGUUUGAGGAGAAUUUUUGAUUUAGUUUUUAUAAAUCUCAAGAGGAAUUGCUAUUCUGCUCUUAGAUUUAUACAGAAUGCUUCUUAAACUCUUACAGUAUCACAGUGUGGUCUAAAAUCCAACAUCGGCUAUUAUGUAUUUCUGCGCUUUUAGAAGUACAAACUAAUUUUACAUAUGCAGUGAAAUAUGCAGUGUAAGUUGUUUUUAAUUUGUUUACAUCUUCAUGGCAUAAAUGGCAAUGUUGUAAAUUAAGAGACCAUGAUUAAUUCGCAGCAUUAGAUUUUUAACAAUAAACAAAUUUGCAAAAAGA
Molecule: messenger RNA, 2990 nt
Organism: Girardinichthys multiradiatus
Lineage: Eukaryota; Metazoa; Chordata; Actinopteri; Cyprinodontiformes; Goodeidae
Product: sodium/hydrogen exchanger 9B2
Exons: 13
Coding region: 410-2152 (580 amino acids)
Biological process (GO): proton transmembrane transport
Cellular component (GO): membrane
Molecular function (GO): antiporter activity
Source: RefSeq, a predicted model, not a curated record